Molecule: messenger RNA, 2273 nt
Organism: Sinocyclocheilus grahami
Lineage: Eukaryota; Metazoa; Chordata; Actinopteri; Cypriniformes; Cyprinidae
Product: extended synaptotagmin-2-B-like
Exons: 21
Coding region: 1-2196 (731 amino acids)
Biological process (GO): lipid transport
Cellular component (GO): endoplasmic reticulum membrane
Molecular function (GO): phosphatidylcholine binding; phosphatidylethanolamine binding; phosphatidylinositol binding
Source: RefSeq, a predicted model, not a curated record
AUGGUCUGUUUUGUGUUUCAGGUUCAUUUUCCAGAUGUGGAGAGAGUGGAGUGGCUCAACAAGACUGUGCAUCAGAUGUGGCCAUAUAUUUGUCAGUUUGUAGAUAAACUGUUCAGAGAGACCAUUGAACCAGCAGUGCAGGGAGCCAAUGCGCACCUUAGUACUUUCACCUUCUCCAAGAUAGACAUGGGGGACAAGCCUCUCAGGGUGGAUGGAGUGAAAGUUUAUACAGAGAAUGUAGAUAGACGACAGAUUAUUAUGGACCUACAAAUCAGUUUUGUCGGAAACACUGAAAUUGAUGUGGAUAUUAAGAAAUACUACUGCCGUGCAGGAAUCAAGAGCAUACAGCUUAAUGGGGUGUUAAGGGUCAUCAUGGAGCCAUUGCUGGGAGACAUGCCUCUGAUUGGUGCACUGUCUGUGUUCUUCCUCAAGAAACCUUUGCUGGAUAUAAACUGGACGGGCCUUACAAACAUGCUGGACAUCCCUGGAGUAAAUGGUCUGUGUGACGGCAUUAUUCAGGAUAUCAUAUACAGUUAUCUCGUGCUGCCAAACAAAAUCACUAUUCCGCUUGUAAAUGAUGCACAGAUUUCCAAACUCCGCUUCCCUAUGCCAAAGGGUAUUCUGCGGAUUCACUUUCUGGAGGCCCAGGACCUGGUAGGGAAGGACAAGUUUCUGGGUGGUCUGAUAAAAGGAAGGUCAGACCCGUAUGGCGUCAUUCAGCUCGGUAAUCAGCUCUUCAGAUCCAAAAUCAUCAAAGAGACAGUUAAUCCGAAAUGGAACGAAGUUUAUGAGGCAUUUGUGUACGAUCACCCAGGACAAAAUGUGGAGAUAGAGCUUUAUGAUGAGGACCAUGAUAAGGAUGAUUAUUUGGGAAGCCUUACCAUCAACGUAGAUGAACUAGAGAAGGAACAGAAACUAGAUGAGUGGUUUGUACUUGAUGAUGUUGCUACAGGAAAGCUUCACCUGAAGAUUGAAUGGCUUUCUCUUCUCCCUACACCUGAUAAACUUGAUGAGGUUUUAAGCAGCAUUAAAGCAGCUAAAGGUCAGGCCAAUGAUGGACUGUCAUCAGCAUUAUUGUUGGUGCAUCUGGACUCAGCCAAAAAUCUGCCACGCAAUCCUUUAGAAUUCAACAAUGCAGGUCUGAAGAAGGGUACAGUCAAUAAAGCACUAAAGUCUGGUAAAAAGGUCGCCAGUGUGCCCAGUCCAUUCGUCCAGUUUACUGUGGGACACAAAUCCUUUGAGAGCAAGACAAGAUAUAAAACCAAUGAGCCCGUUUGGGAGGAGGCCUUCACAUUCCUGAUCCACAAUCCAAAGUGUCAAGAACUUGAAGUGGAGGUAAAGGAUGAGAAGCACGAGUGUUCCCUAGGGACGUUUUCUCUUCCUCUGUCAAAGAUGCUGCAGGAGGAUCAGAUGAUUAUCAGUCAGCAAUUCCCACUCAAGAACUCAGGACCCGGUGCUACGCUUAAGAUGAAGAUGGCACUUAGGAUUCUGUCUAUGGAUAAGUUGUCCGUAUCAAAUCAGCCGUCCUCAAUUCAGAUCCGCCGCCCUAGCUCCAGCACGACCAAUGUUUCAGAGCCCACCCCAACAUCCAAAACCCAGCAGCCGACCCCAGCACCCAGAACCCAACCCUCCCCGCGAGUGGAACCCUUGAUAGACAGCAGGCCAUUGGAGGACUCACCUACCCGUCUGGCUAAAUCGGGGUGGAGCACGUCUAACCUGGCCAUUUCUGGCUCUCAGCUACACCUACAUAACAAAGAGCCGACACCCAGCAUAGCGUCUGACAUCUCCAAUCCCAGCACCGCCCAGGAGCUCCAGAAGACAAUACAACACUUACAGAAUGGCGCUUCACCUGGUUUUGCUCCAUUGGGUGAAAUUCAGUUAACCAUCAGACACAGUCCCCAAAGAAACAAACUAAUUGUCGUGGUACACAGCUGCAGGAAUCUGAUCUCUUCUACUGAAAAUGGUUCUGAUCCAUAUGUCCGUUUGUAUUUGCUGCCUGAUAAACGACGCUCUGGACGCAGAAAAACAAACACGAUUAAAAAAACAGUGAAUCCUGUCUAUGAUCAAAUGUUUGAAUUCAGUGUGUCACUUGUGGAUUUGCACAGAAGAACACUAGAUGUGGCCGUGAAGAAUGGAGGAGGAAUUCUGUCAAAACACAGAGGGCUGCUGGGAAAGGUGACAUCCCGCACUAAAUAACUUCAUAACAUCCUUAAUAUUAUUGUUCUUAAAGGGGUCAUAUGAUGUGAUUUCAAUUUUUCCUUUCUCUUUGGAAU